Paraphaeosphaeria sporulosa is the source of this 945-nucleotide messenger RNA. Its product is annotated as Aldo/keto reductase. The record is from RefSeq and is a predicted model, not a curated record. Gene Ontology annotation, molecular function: aldose reductase (NADPH) activity. Bases 1 to 945 code for a protein of 314 amino acids. The transcript has 2 exons. NCBI's taxonomy places the organism in Eukaryota, Fungi, Ascomycota, Dothideomycetes, Pleosporales, Didymosphaeriaceae. Gene Ontology annotation, cellular component: cytosol.
AUGGCACACAACGGCACGACCGCAAGCCUCAACACGGGCGCCAAGAUCCCUCUCAUAGGUUUUGGCACGUGGCAGGAUAAGGAAGCGCAAGAACCGGCGGUCACUAUUGCGUUGGAGGCCGGUUACCGGCACAUUGACACGGCGCGAAUAUAUGGCACGGAAGCGGCUGUCGGUAACGCCAUCAAGAAGUCGGGCAUUCCUCGCGAGCAGAUAUUCCUUACGACUAAGCUGUGGAACAACAAGCACGACCCAAAAGAUGUCGAAGCCGCGCUCGAUGCGUCACUCAAAGACCUCCAAACAGACUACGUCGACCUUUAUCUUAUGCAUUGGCCCAGCGCCUUCAAGCCGAGUGACGAGAUGUUCCCCAAGGACAGCCAUGGUAACACCAAGACGGCCAACAUCGAUUACGUCGAUACAUACAAGGCAAUGGAGAAGGCUCUCAAGACCGGCAAGACAAAGGCGAUUGGCAUCUCCAACUUCAGCAAGGCAGAGCUCGAUCGCUUGCUGAAGGAGACCAGUGUCGUCCCCGCGGCCCAUCAGAUGGAGAUGCACCCUUGGCUGCAGCAGAAGUCCUUCGCCGACUUCCACAAACAGCACAACAUCCACAUCACACAUUACUCGCCCUUCGGAAACCAGAACGAGAUUUACGAUGCGGGCAAGGGAAUGGGAAAGCUGAUGGAGGACCCGGUGCUUGUUGAGAUUGGCAAGAAGCACGGCAAGUCUGGCGCCCAGGUGGCACUGGCGUGGGGUAUCGAAAAGGGCCAUUCAGUCAUCCCGAAGUCCAAGACCGAGAGCAGGAUAAGGCAGAACCUCGAGGGUGACUUUAAGUUGGACGCCGAGGACGUCCACAAGAUCGAUGGUAUCGACAAGAAGCUGCGCUUCAACGACGCGAGCAAAAGCUUUGGCUACAACUUCUUCAGCGAUUUGGAUGGCAAGAAGCAGUAG